AUGGCUGGGCCGUCGGAUAUGACUCCGGAACUCUGGAACGAGUUUGUCGCCAAUAUGCGCCGAGAAAUUGAACGCGAGGUGCGUGACCGGAUCCUCGGUGAACUCCAGGAACGUGGACUCCUGGGCACACAGGUGCCGGCGCCAGCACCUGCUGUGGUCUCUGCACGUCCGAGAGCACCUGAACCUGAGCCGUUUGUCCCUGGAAAACGAGACUUACCUGUGCGAAGAUGGCUCUUCCAAAUGGAGGAGUACCUUUCCCUAUGCCACGUGAACCAAGCCGAAUGGGCGCGGCACGCCGGCAUGAUGCUGCGAGGUGCUGCUGCUACUUGGUGGCAGAGCUGCCACACUACAAUUUCAACCUGGGAGGAAUUUUCAGCAUCGCUCACCAUGAACUUCGAACCUGUCAACGCGAUUGAACGCGCUCGUGACAACCUCGCUGCACUACGCCAACACCGCUCCGUAGCCGAAUACGUCAACCGCUUCCGGGAGUUGGUGCUGGAGAUUCCCGACAUCCCUGCCUCCGAGCAGAUGGACAAGUUCAAGCGCGGGCUGAAACCAAAAAUUCGCACCGAAGUGGAGCUUCGCGGAUGCACGUCAAUGGAUGAUAUGAUCCGUGUGGCGGAACGCUUCGACACGAUCAACUUCGCUGCGUUCCAACGCUUCAACGGCAUGAGGAUGGCCGCGAAAUACCUCAAACGUCAUGUGCCACCAAUGCGGGAAGAUGGGACACAUCAAGCGGAACUGCCCGAAUCGUCGCAGCCCGAACGAAGGACGGGGAAACGGACAGCGCCAGUAGCUGUGGGGCAGACCUCUGGUGCAUCGCAUGCCCCGCUUCUCCCGACCCCAUUGUUCAUCGGCACCUCUGAACUCUACACCACAUCAAACGCUCCAUUCCCCGCCAUCAUUCUAUACGCAAAAAUAAAGAAUCGCUACGUUGACUUUCUGCUCGACACCGGCGCUUCAGUAAAUUUUCUCUCUCCCUCAAUUGCUGCUGAACUUUCUCUCCCCGAAGAUCCCAACAGCAACCCGCAGGCCGUGAUCAUGGCAGAUGGUACCCGGCGGCACUGCGGACCUACCCUCCUCCCCGUGCAUUGCAUGUUUGGAAGUCUAGAGGCGACGUUCCGCUUCGUCAACCCACCCACCCCAACCUGCCCCAUCCCCAUCUUCCCAUAUCCCCCCUCUCCCUCCUCCUCGCAUAGCUCCCGUGCAGCAGCCAACACCACCCGGCUCUCCCGAAGUGAUCAACACACCUCCUCCUUCUCCACCCCACCCAACCCAGCAGCCACGCCGUCCCAUCAUCCGCCCCACCUCUGA
This is a messenger RNA of Closterium sp. Naga37s-1, 1314 nucleotides long. The record is from the annotation of a GenBank genome assembly. NCBI's taxonomy places the organism in Eukaryota, Viridiplantae, Streptophyta, Zygnematophyceae, Desmidiales, Closteriaceae.